UCUUGCUUGAAUUUCUGAACGCAAGCUUCAUCACGGAACGGAACGGCUGGAAGGACAUUUCUCGAAAAACAUUGAUUCACAUCGAAAACAUCAUUCUUCUUGUAAAUCACUUACAAAAGUAUAAUAAUUUACAUCCAAAAUGUCGCACACGAUUUUGCUGGUUCAACCCGGUCCAAGGCCCGAAACCAGGACAUAUUCGGACUACGAAAGUGUGAAUGAUUGUAUGGAGGGUGUUUGCAAGAUCUAUGAAGAACAUCUGAAAAGAAGAAAUCCAAAUACACCCACUAUAACCUAUGACAUAUCACAACUAUUCGACUUUGUUGAUCAGUUGGCGGAUCUUAGCUGCUUAGUAUACCAAAAGUCGACAAACACUUAUGCUCCAUACAAUAAGGACUGGAUAAAGGAGAAAAUAUAUGUAUUACUACGCCAGGCGGCAGGGCAAAGCGAUUAGGUUUAAUCUUUUCCUAUUUCUUAUUCAUAAAAAAGAUUAAGAAUACUUUCAAGCUAAAGUAUAUUUUGUCAAUAUUCCACUUUACAAAAUUCGGCAUUGACAGAAUGAGACAAAACAUACUUUAGUUUAUAGUAUGCUCUUUUUUAUGAAUAACAAAGUAUGUAAUUAAUUACUUCUACUGUUAGUAUAUAAGGUCCAAAUUCAACUGAAAUCCAUCUUAAAAUAAGGUAAAUCCCUUUUUUGAUGCCAGAACAUUAAUUUUUUUAUUCAAAAUCUUGACUGUUGAAUGUUGAUGAGAUAUUUUUACUUGGACCCUGAGUUGAAAUUUCUACGCCCUAUACUUUGAAGGCUUAUUUUAGUUCAUCGUAUUGGACCUUAAUGUGUUUGUAAUUUUGAACAUAAAAUUCUUAUGUUUUUUCUUUCACUUUUAUCCGCACUGAAAAUAGCGUUUAGCACAACCCGUGAAGAUGUAGGUAAUAACGGAGCAAGCACACCCAAAAACUUUUUGGUACUAUGUAUGUACAUGGUUCCAUAAAGUUUUGUAUGAAUGUAAACGCAUGAAUGAAAAAGUUUUGUAUGAAUGUAAUGUUAUACCCUGUAUGUACAGGGUCUGGGGUAUUAGUAAUCUGUGCCAGGGUGUAACAUUACCUCCGACAUUGCCGAAAUCCACGUAAUCUCCCCAUUAAUAUGAACACUUUUCCCUGAGAAACCGUGCCUGGGAAAUCAGUAGUUCCCGAGAUAAUGAGGUACAAAGUUGAAUUGAAAAUUUUCAUUUUGUACAGAUUUGAAUAAUUUAUCAUGUAACCGUCAUUUCAUCCAAAGAAAUCUCAUUAAAGAAUUCCCUAUACUAACGCUAAAGUUGAAAACAUUCAAUGAACAGUUCCCAUCAUAUCGCCCCAAACUCACGGCUCACAGCUCACUGCUGGUUCGCUGGUUGACACUGAUGCCGCGCGAUGUUCGCUGUACUGAUUUUUAUUAUUUUUCCCAGUCAAAUUUUUACUCUGAAGUGACUUUUAUUGGGAUAGCCUAUGCAUACCUAACGGAUAUGUCGAAGGUAGUGUUACAUCCUGUAUGUUUCAUCUGUAUUGUGGGGAGGUACUUAUGUAUAAUGUGUAGUCAUCAUAUAGUUGGGUGGUUCGCAGAGCGUUUCGACCGCUGCGGCUGCGCGGUCAUUACAAUCCGUCAAUUUUCUUGAGGAAGGAAUCUUUUCCAAAAUCAAUCAUCCGUAAAAUUGCCAUUACUAUAGUACAGAGUAAUUAAUGUAAAGUCAUAUAGUAAAACUCAUAUUUGUCUGUCUUUAAAAAUUGUAAUGACAGCGCGACCGCAGCAUUCGCAACGCUCUGCGAACCACCCAGUUAUAGCUUUCAGAGGUCGGGCUACAAAUAAAUAGUUGGCAAUACAUUUACUUUAGAUCCAUAAGUACUCCCUCCAGUAUUACCUGAAGCUUCACGGUACAAUCUGACUUAAUGUUGUAAAACAACUGGCAAUAUUCAAAUAGAUAGUGUUAAAGUUUCCAAAUAAAGAGAAAUAUAACUUUUAUAAAGAAGUUGACUAUCAAAAAUAUGCUUUAAGACCCGGUGCAGACCGUAUCUGUGUGCAUGCAUGCAUGCAUAAGUGUUGUAUGGAGUUGUAUUGUAAUAAAUGCAAUAUUAUGCAUCAGACACGAUUCCAUACAAUAAAUGUCAUUGUCAUUUUAUAUUGGCCUUCUAUCGCCAUCACCAAAUCCAUGUUUUUCAUGUUAUGGUACAAAUGAAACUCAUAAUUGUAUUAAAUAUAUUAAUAUUCGUUUUUAAAGUAAAGGAUAAUUAAAUAUACUAUUUCAUUUAGCUAGGAUCAGAAAUCACCUACCAUGUAUCUGGUGAGGGCAUAAAUAGACACAAAUUUCAGAACAUCCCUUUGCAGAGGAGAUCCUACUAUUAUAAAUGCUAAAGUUUGUGAUGACGUAUAUAUUUGUUACUCUUUCACGCAAAAUCUACUAGAUGGAUUGUUAUGAAUUACCUUAAACUGUCAAUGGCAUCGAUAUCUCAAUUUGUUGUUAAUUUUCCUGCCCACUGUAAAGACGAAUAUUAAUCAUCUAUCAAUGUUUUUGUGAUUUUUGUUGUAUUGGAUAAAGUAAGAUUUAUUUUUCUUUUAGACAACAAAUUAAUUAUAGACAUAAGUUUAUAAGUAAGUCAUUACGUUUAGUAAUAAAACUCUUGUGAUUA
Plodia interpunctella (Indianmeal moth) is the source of this 2655-nucleotide messenger RNA. RefSeq names its product enhancer of rudimentary (gene e(r)). The record is from RefSeq and is a predicted model, not a curated record. Lineage: Eukaryota; Metazoa; Arthropoda; Insecta; Lepidoptera; Pyralidae. The transcript has 3 exons. The coding region runs from base 140 to 451 and encodes 103 amino acids.